CCCUAAACCAAUGCUAUUCAAUAUUGCAACAUUACAUUGUUUCAUAUAAAAGUGAAUUGUGACGGAGUUUACUUGCCGCCCUUCAGUAACUCUUGCCCCUUACAAAAGUCACGGAGCCUUUGUGUUUCUUUUUAUAAUGAGCCAUUUGGCAAAAGUAGCAUAAAGCCCUUUCCUCUACCAAAAAUAACAAGUAAACUAAUGCUUAUUUAUUAGCGCACCUUAUCAACUGCAGCCAAGACUCGUCUUGUAUUUUCUGGAAUUCAGCCUACGGGCUCACCUCACCUUGGCAACUACCUUGGCGCAUUAGCUAAUUGGGUUAAACUUCAAGACCCUGAUCCAGCCACAGAAAGUAUGUCCAUACCUUACUACAGCAUAGUUGAUUUGCAUGCGAUUACUAUGCCCCAAGAUCCUGCUCAAUUACGAGAAGCCAAGCUCAACAUGGCUACGACAUUAUUAGCUUGUGGCGUCGAUCCCAAUCGCAGUGUUUUAUUUGAGCAAAGUCGGGUCAGAGCACACUCUGAGCUUGCUUGGAUCUUCAAUUGUAUCACUCCUGUAGGCUGGCUUGGCAGAAUGACCCAAUGGAAGUCCAAGCUAGAAAAGAGUAAAGGUAUUGGACAUGGGUCUGCUCUGGCAGACGAAAGUCUAAAAGCGGAUUUAAAAAUGGGCCUUUUCGACUACCCUGUCUUGCAAGCGGCUGAUAUCUUGCUUUAUAAAGGAACACAUGUUCCUGUAGGCCAGGAUCAGAUGCAGCACCUCGAGCUGGCACGCGACAUUGCUGAUUUAUUCAACAAGACGUUCAAAACAGACAUGUUCCCUAAACCAAAGGCUAUUAUACCUCCUGCCACACAACGUGUCAUGUCCCUCCGUGAUCCAAAUUCCAAAAUGUCAAAGUCAGAUAUCUCCGAUAUGUCUCGAAUCAACCUUACAGAUUCUCCUGCUUUGAUAAAGAAAAAAAUCAUGAAGGCCACGACAGAUUCGGUUACUGGUGUAUCCUACGAUCCUGAAGUCAGGCCAGGUAUAUCCAAUCUGGUGAGCAUAUAUUCUGCAGUAAAGGAAAUUAGUAUCGAAGAUGCCCUAAAGAAAUGUGCUUACAUCACUAGUACAAAGGAAUUUAAGGAGACAGUUGCUGAGGCAGUGAUUGAAAGGCUACAGCCAGUACAAACUGAAUUAGCUCGACUUCAAGCAGAUCAAGGUUAUGUGAAGCAGGUGCUUGAUCAAGGUGCAAAUAAAGCGGAAGAAGUAGCAAACAAAACAAUGGAGGAAGUGUAUAAAGUAGUAGGGCUUCGAUAGAUUUUUAUUUCUUUUGUUUUUUGUUUUUUUUUUUU
Rhizopus microsporus ATCC 52813 is the source of this 1325-nucleotide messenger RNA. RefSeq names its product tryptophanyl-tRNA synthetase. The record is from RefSeq and is a predicted model, not a curated record. Gene Ontology annotation, molecular function: ATP binding; tryptophan-tRNA ligase activity. The coding region runs from base 352 to 1290 and encodes 312 amino acids. The transcript has a single exon. Gene Ontology annotation, cellular component: mitochondrial matrix; mitochondrion. NCBI's taxonomy places the organism in Eukaryota, Fungi, Mucoromycota, Mucoromycetes, Mucorales, Rhizopodaceae. Gene Ontology annotation, biological process: mitochondrial tryptophanyl-tRNA aminoacylation.